CGAUAUAGAUAUAGCUUUUCAUUUGUAGCUUAAGUUUGCCUGUUUAAAUAAAUCUGUGGAUGUAAAUAUUUAACAUUUAACACUUUAAUAUAAUGACUCACUUUAUGAUAGAAAACUCAUUUUAUUUUGGCCGUAUAGGCGGUGGGUGUGACUCUCCUAGACUGCAUCGAUCUGGCUUCAAAUCACCAUUAUUUUACCACAAGACAGAAGAUUCGCCGUUGCCGAUGUGGCUCAGUUUCAAGGAACAUGGUGAAAAUGGCGGAAAUAAGAGUCUGCUGCCAAGUCAAUCCGGUGCUGUGGCGGCAAAAAUAGGGAGACAAAUAUCCCGCCAAAAUAGCAACAGAAGUUCAGGUGGACGAUCUGGAAAAUCUGUGAUAAUGAAGAAAAUUGAAGAACGCGAACUUAACGAAAAACCCGGUGAAUGGCAAAGAAAUCAAGAAUACAAAAAUAUCAGAGAGAGACGAAAACUUUUUCGGAAACACAUUGGUGCAAAACUACGAACUAUAAAGAGACUAUAUUACCUUUCCCUUUUUGGAGUACUUUUAGGAAUAUUGUUCGUUUUUGGUGCAACGAUACGUACCUUAGGUGACGGAACUAUUUUUUGGACCUUUAAACAUCAGUUUAAAAUAAGUGGCGUGACACUGAUAAUAGUCGGAGUUAUAUUGUUGCUGGUUACAGUUGGUCUAGACAACGUUAGUCGGGAAAAACUGAAAAAAGCAGGUAUUGAAGAGAUUAAACCGGUCGUUCAUCCAGAUUUCUUAGAGGAGGAUCCAAACAAAUUCAGACGACAAACUUCCAAAUGCUCCUAUGCAAGCUCUUAUGAUCCUUCUUGUCCUGCAUUAGACAGACAAAGGCUAUUGUGGAACACAAAUAAGCAACAAGAUUAUGAAGAUGGAUUUCUUUGUUCUAGUAUUGCUUCGGCGUCAAGUACAAACAUGCCAGGAACUAUACCGAGAGUAUAUUCAUCAGACCAUUGGGCUAAAGUUAUGGAUAUGAAUUUAGAAAGUCUGAACAAUACUGAAUGUACAGGUCACUCUUCCUUUCAUGGUAUGCCUAAUAUUGAAAUAACAUAUUGCAACGAAAAAUCUACGUCUUUAACCUCAAAGUCGACUUCUGAAGUUGAGGAUAUUAUACAAUUUUCAUAUGCCCAUAGUGAUUCAACACAAUCGCCUCGUAAUAGUGACUCAAAAACAGUGUCGUCUGCAAUUAGUGAGCCAUGUAAAGUAGCAUUAUAGAACGCAUUAGUGCAAACGGUCAUGCACAGCGUUUCCGGUGAUUCAAAUUCAGUUAACAACGCAUGCUUUCUCGUAAAACUGUGCUUAUGAUAUUCUGAUACAGAUAAAUAAUCAUAUAUUACCGUGUAUCAAAAUUAGAGGUACAAUUUUUUAGAUAUGACAAAUAUAGACAUGACGACUGAAUUCGACCGUAAGUAACGUCAUGCGUUAUGCGAGUAUGUUGGUUCAAUGAAAAGGGAUAAAUAAUUAAAUAGACAGCUCGCAUUUUUCUUUCUCUUUCGUUUACUUAGUUUUAAUAUUCAAAAUAACUUGUUCUUAAUCGUGUUAAUGUGCUGUAAGGCAAUUAUAAACAGUUGCCCCGCACUUGAUGUAAAUGUUUUUCUCGUAUGAAGUCAAUUGGUUUCAAUAUUUAUGUUCUUAAGAUUGAUAAUGUCCCAUAAACAGGUCCAAACAAACCUACUCAGCAGCUUUCUA
Ruditapes philippinarum (Manila clam) is the source of this 1709-nucleotide messenger RNA. RefSeq lists its product as uncharacterized. The record is from RefSeq and is a predicted model, not a curated record. NCBI's taxonomy places the organism in Eukaryota, Metazoa, Mollusca, Bivalvia, Venerida, Veneridae. Bases 93 to 1235 code for a protein of 380 amino acids. The transcript is spliced from 3 exons.